Messenger RNA from Habropoda laboriosa, 753 nucleotides. Its product is annotated as zinc finger C4H2 domain-containing protein. The transcript has 5 exons. Gene Ontology annotation, biological process: positive regulation of neuron differentiation. Bases 1 to 753 code for a protein of 250 amino acids. The record is from RefSeq and is a predicted model, not a curated record. NCBI's taxonomy places the organism in Eukaryota, Metazoa, Arthropoda, Insecta, Hymenoptera, Apidae. Gene Ontology annotation, cellular component: nucleus.
AUGUCAGCCACUGAAACUACGGUUAUUUUCGCAAAAUUGGAGGCGUUAAAAGAUAUCAAGUCUAAAACACUUCAACUAGAGAAAAUGAAGCAGAGAAUUUUACAAGAGGUAGAACAGACUGAACAGGAAGAAAAAUGUUUGCUAGAAUACAAACAGGAAAUGGAUCUCCUUAUGCAAGAGAAAAUGGCACAUGUUGAAGAAUUACGGCAAAUACAUGCUGAUAUUAAUGCAAUGGAAAAUGUCAUUAAACAAGCAGAAGAAGCUAGAAACAAAGCAAGGGAGACAGCAAAAUUAAUUCACAAUAAUGAUUAUCAACCCUUGAAGCAUGACAUUGAUCGUAUGCGUAGAGAAUUUCUGGGAUUGGAAAGGUUACCAGAAUUAUAUGAAACAGAAUCUGAUCUCAUCUCACCAGACUAUUUUGACCGUCCAAUGCAAAAAGCAGAAUGGAGGGUAGAAGUAAGGGGAGAGGAUUUAUUACCCCCACUUACUUUACACCAUCCUGGUCAUCCAGGUAGUUCUACACCUUUCCUUGCUCCUCAACCUCUUCAAGGUCCAAGUAAGCCAGAACCAAGACCAUUACCACCAGCCCCAGGGCCACCAGCUCCAACAUUCAGGUACCACUGGCAACAACCACCACCCAUGAAAUCAUGUUUAUCAUGUCAUCAACAAAUUCAUAGGAAUGCACCAAUUUGUCCCCUUUGUAAAGCUAAAUCGCGAUCACGUAAUCCCAAAAAGCCAAAGAAAAAAGACUAA